Messenger RNA from Cavia porcellus (domestic guinea pig), 916 nucleotides. RefSeq names its product palmitoyltransferase ZDHHC16-like. Gene Ontology annotation, molecular function: palmitoyltransferase activity. Gene Ontology annotation, cellular component: Golgi apparatus. Bases 68 to 484 code for a protein of 138 amino acids. Gene Ontology annotation, biological process: protein palmitoylation. The record is from RefSeq and is a predicted model, not a curated record. The transcript has a single exon. NCBI's taxonomy places the organism in Eukaryota, Metazoa, Chordata, Mammalia, Rodentia, Caviidae.
UAAGGCAGGUGAUGUGGGCGGCAGUCUAUGCUAUGGAAGCUGGGAGAGUUAUGCUGCCAUUGAGAGGAUGGAACAGCUCAACAAGAACAAACCACAGACACUUGCCAACCAGACUCAUUACCAGGCCCCACCGCCUUCCUUCUCCUUUCGUGAAAGGAUAACUCACAGGAGUCUUGUCUACCUCUGGUUCCUGUGCAGUUCUGUAGCACUGGCCUUGGGGGCCCUAACACUACGGCGGGCUUUUCUCAUCUGUCGAGAUGAGACUAGCAUGGAAAGACACAUUAACAAGAAGGAGAGAUGUGGACUGCAGGCUAAGGGCAAAGUAUUUAGAAAUCCUUACACCUAUGGCUGCUUGGACGACUGGAAGGUAUUCCUGGAUGUAGGCACAGGAAGGCAAUGGUGUAUUUGGGUGCUGUUACCUUUUAGUCACCUGGCCCAUGGGAAUGGAAUGAGCUGGGAGGGCCCCCCGGCCCCCCCACAAUGACUGCUCACUCGGCCUCUGUGAUGGCAGUGUGAGCUGGAUAUGUCAGCAACAACUUAAGCAUUUGUUCUGCUACUUAUGGUGUCUCAAGGGAUCCAACAGCAGCUUUUCUUUCAGUUCUUGAUCAAAAAGAGCCAGUGGGCCUGCUCUAGGGUGCUAUGCAUGGACAACUCAAGGGCCAACGUUUUUCUCACUGAAGAAGGAAGACACAAACGUGGACAAAUCCUAGGACAGAUGUCCUUUACUGAGGCAAACAGAAGUUCCAGCCCCAGACUAGGGACCAGGGAGCUAGCUACCCCAGCCUCCAGAUAAAGCACCAGGGCUGGUUAUCUCCUUUUUCUACUUAUUGUCUUGGAAAAUACCUGAGGUUACAGCUGGGAUUCUGGCUUCUCAACGGGGUAAAAACACCAGACAUGCAGCUGAGGUCACUGCCAU